This is a messenger RNA of Blepharisma stoltei, 2706 nucleotides long. Lineage: Eukaryota; Ciliophora; Heterotrichea; Heterotrichida; Blepharismidae. The record is from the annotation of a GenBank genome assembly.
AUGGGAUGCUGCGAAGGCAGAGGGGGUAAUGAAGAUAUAGAGGACGCGAAAAAGCAGCCGACAAUGGACAAGGCAAAGCUAGUGAAAAAAGUCCCUAAAGAGAUUGAUAUUGAAGAUAUUAAUUCUGAAGCAUCAGACAAUGAAAACCCUCAAAUAAACCCCCAAAUUGUUAACCAAGAUGAAAAUACUGUUCAGAACGGCAGAGAAAGAUAUAAAAAUAAAGCAAAGCAAGAGAAGCGGAAAGAAAUUGAAGCCAAUGGUAUAGGUAAUUCCGGAAAAAAUGAAAAUGGAGGUUCAAAUAAACUAACUUCCCUGCAUUUGUAGGUGAAUAGAAGGCUAUUUAUUUUUUUAACUUUAAUUAACAAUAUCCUUAUUCAUAAAAAUUCAAAAAUGUCUUUUAGAAUGUAAGCUAUUUUGAUUUCAUUAUAAUAAUUAUCACUUAUAUAUCAAAAGUAGUUUAAAAAAUUAUAAUCACUCAUAGAGAUAGGUUUUUACUAGAACAUAAUUAUUUUUCCAAUGAUUUUGCCAGCCCACUGAAGGGGAAGGGUAAAAUCUGAGGAAAUACAACUAAUAAAAAUUGAAGAAAAUAAAGAAUUGGAAAAAGAAAAUCCUAUCCAAAAUGAAGUCGUUAUAAAAAUAGAUACUUCGAAAAUCAUCCAAAGCGAUUAUAGCCCUCAAUUAUCUUCAAAUAAUCAUACUAGUCCUCUAUCUAAAAUUGAACUAAUUGAAAUUUUUCAAAAUUUAGAUAAAGGGUAUUACAAAAACCCAGAAAAUAAAAAAUUAAUUACACCGGAAUUAAUUAUAAGACUGAUAGCUUCACUUAAGGAUAGAGACUCAGAAAUUAUUGAACUUGCUCUUAAAGAUUUGCUUGGCUUGCUAAAACUUCCAAUUAGUUAUGAUAGCGGAGAAGUUUUAUAUGAAGAUGAUGCUUUAUAUCAAAUAAAUUGCCUUCUUCACGAUAUGGAUGAAAUGCUAAGAUUUUUAGCUUCAAAACUUGUCAGAGAAAUGCUGAAACAAAAAUCAUUAGAAGUAGACAUGAUUAAAAGAUACCAAAAAGGAGCGAUAAUUGCUGCGUUAGUUCAAGCAAACCCUAAUUUUACUAGUCCGAAGUAUUUGAAAAGUAAUCUUCAUACUUUAUUUCACUUUGUGUAUGAUUCAGAUCAUGAAAUUAUAGUUACUCCUUUUUACAUUUUCAUAAAAAUGAUAUUAAUUCCAAUUUCCCGGUAUUAGUUUUUCGAUUUUUUCAUCCUCAAUUUUAUCCAGUAAGUUGUCUCAUAAAAAUUUCUUUAAAUGCUUAAUAAUGUCUUCUUUAAAGUGAUUUUUUUUAAAUCUUAAUAUUAAAAUUAAAUAUUUUUUUAUAGGGCAAGUCAGCAAUCAAGAAAUAUUGUUUUUCAAUAAUAUGAUACACCUUCUAAACCAAACUCAAUUGGUAAUUUUAACAUAGAAAAUCCCUAAAUUAUCCACUCACCCAGACUGAAACUUAUAUGAUCUAAAAAUCAUGAAAUUAAUUGAAGACCUCAAAAAUGACGCAAAAAUAGAUUUAAAUGAAAGAAAAAGCUUGAUUUCCCCUAGACAAUCAUAUUCUUCAUUUUCGUCAGAAACUGAGUAAGAUUUACUUACUCCCCCCCAAACAAAAAAAUUUGUACACUUAUGGAGGGGGCUAAUUUUUUUAUUUAAAAAAAUUUAUAUAUAAAUUUUAUAGAAAAUUGUUUUUUUUUUUUCGAAAUUUUAAAAAAAUCAUCCUAAUUUGCAAAAAUUGGAAAAGCAAUAAAAUUUAUGUUUUUAAAACAAAUUUGUUAAAUGAAAUUAGCUCGAGAUUUCAUUAUACUAUUAUCACUUAUAUAUAAAUUUUUAUUUCAUAAAAAAUUUUUGUUCACUCACGGAGGGUGAGUUUUUGGGCAAAAAAUAGGGAUUUUUCCAAUGGUUUUGCUCACUCACGGAGGGAAGGGGGAAGUUAGUACUAUUUUCCCUUUGAAUAUCUAUAAAUAUUCAUUAGAAGACCUUAUCGCAGAACUCAAUACUCCACGUCGAAUUAAAUCUACAUUAUUAAACGAAACAUGGGCAGAAGCCCCUACAACUGUAGGCUCCCUUUCAGCUGCCCGAAUGGCUGAGCUUUUUGCUGAUAAAAUCCUGGAUGACCCAAAAACAAUAUCCCUAAUAAUUCAGACAAAUGCUAUUGAAAAAUUAAGAGAAAAUUUAAAAAGCAGGCUCAGAGAUAAAAGAGAGUCCGCAAUGAUUUGCCUUUUGCAUAUGGUUCAGCCUCAAUAUCCUGAAUUAUGCGACUUAUUUAUGAAUGAUGAAGGCUUAGCUCUAGCAUUUACAUUUUUACAGGAUAAUAAAGAAGGAAUGAGGGCAGCUGCAGUUGAUAUACUAAGAGGGUACUAUUUUAAUCGUCCAGAAGCUAUAGAAAGAAUUAGAAAAUGUGGGCUUGAUUUUGUUGGAGAGAUCAUAUCAGUUUUAACUGGAUUAAAUAGCCCAAGUAAUGUUAGUGUGGUGCUGCUAAAUAUAAGAGAUAUGUUUGUUAAUGAAGAAGGAGAGACUAAUAGAGAAGUUCUUAAUCUUUGGAAAAAUAAAGGACUUAAUGAAGCUUUGGAAAAAAUUGAUAUAGAAAAAUUGAAAUUAGAUGCGGAGUAUCCUAUGUAUGGAAAUCAAAUAAUUGAUUCCAUAAAUACAAUGAAAGAAGAACUUUUAUCUGAAGACUCAUAA